This is a messenger RNA of Funneliformis caledonium, 2622 nucleotides long. NCBI's taxonomy places the organism in Eukaryota, Fungi, Glomeromycota, Glomeromycetes, Glomerales, Glomeraceae. The record is from the annotation of a GenBank genome assembly.
AUGGGAACAACGGAAAAAGAAUUGACUACUCGUGCUAGUUAUCAGAACCGAGACGGUUUCAUGAUUUUGUUUCCCAGGAAAUUACAAUGGACCGCUAAGGGAGAAAAUGAUCCGACAAUUGAUAUAGCAAUAUCAGAAAUGAAAUCUUUUUUCGUGGGCAAACCAAAUGUUGCCGCUGCAAAAUUUAGAAUAUUAUGUAAUCAAGAUAUUACUUAUACAUUCGUCUUAACAUCACAAUCAGCAUGGGAUGAGCUUAACAUAAUAAAGGCUCGAGUUACAAGUGGUAUAUCGCGAGCACGAUCAGCUGCCCCUUCUCCAGCUCCACAACGGUCGGCGACAACUUCGCCAGUACAUUAUAGGUCUACAGCUCCAUCUCCUGCAUCUGGUGGUUCUUCACCUGCUGUGUGGAAUAAUGGUUUGCAACAAAAUAAAAAUGGUGCUACAACAAAUGGUAGAAAUGGUACGACGUUACCGAUGAGGAAAGUGCCUAGUGCGAUGGAAAUUAAUUUACGUAAGAACUUGCUAAUGAGAGAUAAAAGACUAGCAGAUCAACAUAGAAUACUUGUCGUUGAACAGAAAUGUAUCGCAGAAGAGGAAUUCUGGGAAUUGAGAAAAAAUCUAUUACGUGAUCAAGAUACACGAACGAGCCAACAGAAGGGCCGUUCCUCAACGAUGCCUAAUCUGCGUCCAGUUACCGAAGAAGGUGGAGAAGCCAAGAUAAACAUUACUCCGCAAUUGAUCCAUGAGAUAUUUGAAGAAUAUCCAAGAGUCAAAACUGCAUACGAUGAAAAUAUAACUGAAGAGCUUUUUUGGACACGUUACGUUCAAUCUAAAUUUAACGAUCGAAAUAGAGCAAAGGCAACAACAAGCAUAGCUAGUGAUGAUAUAUUUGAUAAAUGUUGGGCAGAAACUGAAGAAGAAAGGGAGCACGGACGAAAGAGAUUAAAAAUAAGUAACCUUAGAGACUUGAAUGCAACAAAAGAAGACCAUAUGGAGAUUGAUUUUGCACCAGAUAUUACAAUGAGACCGGGUCAAGGAAAAAUUCUCUCUCUAUUACGAAGAAAUAAUCGACAUGGUGAACGAAUAUUAGAAUCCGCAUGCGAAAAUUCACGCAGACAUAAAGAAAUGACUUCUCAGCAACAAAAGAAAGAGGUUUAUACAGAAGACAUUGUAAUGGAAGACUUAAUAGAAGAGGAGUCACUCAGAACAUUCAAGUUAGAUAUUACGGACCAACGUGAAUACUUUGCUAGUCAAACCGCUGAAAUCGAUAAUGAUGUUGAAAUGGUUGGCUCUGAGCAGAGUUCGAUUAAACACCAAGGCUCUACUGAAUUACUAAAUAAGUUCCAAGAAAGUUUUGCAAAGUGGUAUCCUAAUUUGAAAAUGCACUCGUUACUAGAAACCCCUAUCCUUAAUUCGGUAACGAAAAAGUGUAAUGAAAUUAUCAAAGAUAAGCAAAUCCGUAUGAGUGAGUCAAAACCUAAAAUUGAACAUCUUCCUCAGAAAAUUGAAAAAGAAGUUAAUAUAAUUCAGUUGAUGGGUUAUGAAUUUUUACGUCAUUUUUGGGCAUCCGUUGGGUCAGCCUCCAAGGAAAAAGUAGAAAAAAACAAGCGGAUGACGGAACAACUAAAGUCCGUUUUAGAAAAGAUUGAUCAAAUUUCCGAGUUGCAACCAGAUGAUGAUUAUAAACAAGGAUUUAACCUUCAGAAUGGAGCACCCGAUAUCAAUGCAAUUCAGAAGGGUCAAAGAUCAGAUAGAGAGGAGCAAAGAUCUACCGUUAAUGGUAAACGGUUAAAAAUCGGCUCAAGAAUCAGUUCUGGACAGGUUGGUGGAAAUCGUCUAAAUUCCAACGGAUCUCCAAAGACUGAUGUAAAUUUUGAAUGGUAUGAUGCAAUAAUACAGGCCAUACAGAUGCUCGAACCAUUGCGUAAGGCGAUUAACAAAGCAAUUGCUCAUGAUCAACAGUCUACAAGUCCAAAUAUUUCGAGGACAGUCAAUCGUCAAGCUAGGCAAUCAACUAAUCAAAGCUUUCAAAAGUCAAUAGUUCGAGAAUUGAAGCAAGCUAAUCCAGAUCACCACAGAGCAAUUUCCCGAGAAUCAAAAACAACUUCUAGUCCGGAUAUUCAAAGGCCCAUGCCUCGGGAUACCAAACAACCUCAACAUCAUGGCAUGCAAAAAAGCGUCAACCGUGAGGCAAAACAAAUCACUAGUCCAAAGAUUCAGAGGAUUAGUAACCACGAUAUGCAACAAAGCAUAAGUCCGGAUGUUCAAAGGCAACCUAAUCGUCAAAUAAAACAAAGUGCAAACAUGAGACAAGAAAAUAGUCGUGUUGGUCCCAAAGUAUCUGUUCGUAGUAAUACACAAGUUCAGAAUGCUCGACCAGAUAUUGAUCGAGAAGCAGCAUCUGCUCGCACAACUAUAAAGAUCCCCAAAAAAAACGUACAACAAAACGUCAGUCGUGAUGAUUGGCAAUCAAAUGGUCGUGAGACACACCAAAAUACUAAUCGUGUUGUACCAAAAAACUCUAUUGUCGCUUCUCGAGGUUCUUCUGGGGGCUCUUCUGGAAGUUCUGCUCAAGUUUCAUCAGCGAAUAAAAUCAAAAAUUCGACGAAACGAAAACGAUAG